AUGAAUGUUCAAGCUCUUCAGGAUUAUCUUACAGUGAGAGGAAUAUCGGUGAGUGGAUACAAAAAAGCAGAAUUGAUUGCACGAGCAUUUUCCCCCGCGGAAAUGGAUCUUCCAAUCAUUAUGAGUUGUGAUGAACAAACUAAAGUUUUAAAAAAUGACUAUGCGAAAAAACUUGAUGAGUUUGGUUUACCAGAUCCGAAGCUAAUCUCAGAGGAUCAGAAAAUUGAUAAUUUGACUACCUGGCCACCAGUCACUUUGGGACAAAUUUUUCAGUACAUACUUAACAAAAGGGAAUUCGACACUGAGUAUAUCGGCAAAUACAAGGACCAAAAAGCAUACAGCUAUUUUGACAGCGGCUUUGUUGGAGAAAUACUGACGAAUAAGACAGGCCCUUUCAUAAUUUUACUUUGUAAUGUAAGAGCGUCCAUGUCUAUAAAUGAAGAAAAAGACCUUUGGGUUGCAACACAACCUGAUGGUAAAGUUCUUACUGCUUGGUGCUCUUGUAUGGCAGGUACCAGUGGAUGUUGCAAUCAUAUAAUAGCAACAUUGUACAAAGUAGAAUAUGCUAACUCUCAAGGAUUUUGUUCUCCUGCUUGCACCUCUAUUCCCUGUGGAUGGAAUAAGUCAACAAAAACUAUUAUUGAACCUAAAAAGAUUGCUGACAUUGUUGUCAGAAAAAAACUAAGGUCAAAACAAGCUACCCGUUCAAAUAGGGAAGAAGUUAGGAUGGCUGAAUUGAAUAAGUUUGACCCCAGGGAAAAAUUGCAACAAAAUAUGACUAAUGAGCGUUUGACACUUUUAUUAAAUGGAAUACAAAAGUCUAAUCCAACUGCUGUACUUUUUAAGUCUAUCGAGGGAAUGUCUAUUGAUUCAGUGACAUGUCAUAAUUUAACUGUGAUAAAUAUAGCAAAUGAGGUCUCAAUUGGUUGUCAAGAUAAAGAUGAAAAGAUGACAACACUUUUAAAAAAACUUUGUUUCUCUGAAAAAGAAUGCGCAGCUGUUGAGAGAUGCACACGAAACCAAUCAAACUCUAAGGAAUGGAUUGAACAUCGAAAAGGACGACUGACAGCUUCAAAACACCAUGAAUAUUAUACCAAAAUUAACACAAUAAUGAAAACCAGAACUCCUGUCAAACCAAAGACUACUCCAUUAGUUUCAAGUUUAUUGUGCCAAGACAAAAAGUUGGACAAAGUUGCAGCUGUCCAAUGGGGGAAAUGCAGAGAAGAAGAAGCACUUAAAGAGUUCUAUGCUCUAGAAGCAACAAAACAUAUUGACUUCAAGCUUGAGAAAAGUGGACUCUAUUUGGACAAAAAUAGGGCAUACAUUGGUGCAUCCCCAGAUGGAAUACUGUACUGCAAAUGCCACGGUAAAGCUGUCAUUGAAAUAAAGUGCCCAUUCAGUAUAAAGGAUAGUAAAAUAGCUGAUGGAUAUGGAAAGUGUGACUUUCUGACAUUGGAAGAUGAUUCAAUUGUUCUUAAGACAAGUCACAAGUAUUACACACAAAUUAAUUCCCAGAUUGCUCUAAGCAAUUCUACAUGUGGAUAUUUUGUUGUCUGGACAUCCCAAGACAUUCUUGUGCAAAACAUUGAGUUCAACAAAAAUCAUUGGGAAGCUGUAUCUACAAACUUGGAAAUAUUUUUUAAAAGUUAUGUGGCUGAGAGAAUUUUGAGAUUGAACUCUAUCGAGUUUUGUGGAUCAUGUGAAAAAGUACUAUUUGAAGAAAAUGAAAUUGCAGAGAAUGAACUUGAUCUUAGAAGUAUUUGUUGUGACCAGUGUAAUUGCUGGUAUCACCUGAAGUGUCAAGGGCUUGAUGAUGUUGUGGAUGGAGAAUGGUUGUGUUUACUUUGUUUAACAAACAUUUCUGUUAAUUGA
Molecule: messenger RNA, 1872 nt
Organism: Paramuricea clavata
Lineage: Eukaryota; Metazoa; Cnidaria; Anthozoa; Malacalcyonacea; Plexauridae
Source: the annotation of a GenBank genome assembly